AAAGCAAGUUAUUUAGACUUCUGGAGCAAGCAGUCAUAUGAUUAUAUUCUUUUUCAGGCAGCUAUUCCAAGUAGAAGGGGUUAAAAGUGUGUUUUUUGGCCCUGAUUUCGUAACAAUAAACAAGGAAAGUGAAGUGGAAUGGAACGUACUUACACCUAAAGUUUCAGCAGUCCUUGUAGAUUUCUUUGCCAGCAGUCUUCCGUUAAUAACAGAUGGACCACAAUCUGAUUCUGUUCCUUCAGAGGAAAGCGAGGAGGAUGAUGAAGUGGUUGCAAUGAUUAAGGAACUACUAGAUACAAGAAUAAGGCCUACUGUGCAGGAGGAUGGAGGAGAUGUCAUUUUUAAGGGUUUUGAAAAUGGUGUCGUAAAGCUGAAAUUGUCAGGUUCUUGCACUGGUUGCCCUAGUUCAGUUAUUACGUUGAAGAGUGGAAUCCAAAAUAUGCUACAGUUUUACAUUCCUGAAGUUGAUGAAGUAGUACAGGUCCAAGAUGAAAUAGAUGAAGCCAACAUUAAAGCAUUUGAAGAAUUAGAGAAAAAGCUAAAAGAUAUGUAAAUUCAUUACCUGAAGUUUUCAAGAUUGAAGACUGUGAAUUUAUCAAAAUUUCUCCUGUGAUGACAAUUAGAUUUGAUUGUGUCGCUGAGCCCCAAUCAUUGUUUUUAAGUGUAAUGCAUAUUAUAGGAAAUAUUGACAGUGUUGAAUUGGUUGCUUUUCUGUUUCUUUCUGUUGUUUCGCAUCUCCUUUUUUCUAACUUUUUUGCAGCUCAUCUAACAUCUGAGUGGAAGAAGAUAGGCAAAUUCCACUCCUGUACCAGCUUGUGAGAUCAAUGCUGUUCCCUGGUUGCACCUUGAUAUAUUUUGUUAUGAAGGGAACAAAGCAUUGUAAUAUAUUUUUCCCCCAAAUCUUCUGUGAGAUGAGGUGGUGUUAGCCCUGAUCUGUUUUGGGUCAUUCACGUGCAUCAUGACUAAUCUUUGGAUCCAGUGCUGUUCAGUGUUUGAUAGCAUAUGCACCAAAGUCACAGCGAUAUGAGCUGAAUAUUCGGAUAAUUAUUUGACCACUCAGUUCCAUGCUCUGGAAUUUGUUAUUAUCCUUAUGCACUGUCUACAGAAUAUUUGACAUUUUCCUUGUUAGCCCCUGAACCCAACAUAGCAAAGAAGUCUGAACUACAAAGCUCAAAAUAUUGUGGUUACCUGUCAGCAUGGUACACCAGUAUUUUGGGGAAUAAGACAUUGGCUUCCCCAUCAAAAAGAAAAUAUGUUAAGCACCAUGUAAAAUGAGGGAGCAAGUGCCAUGGAAGGAAGACAUAUAAAAUGUAGUCCUACUGGCAUUGUGUACAUGUAAAGUAAAUACAAUACUUAUUUUUUGAUGUAUGGAAAAUUUAUUUCUAUAAAAGGCUGAAGGGCAAGAAUGUUUAAUGUAAAUAAGUUAAAGAAAAUUAGCAAUUUGCAGUGUUUAAUAAAAUUAAUUUUUGGACACUAAGCUCUUUACACUUAAAUGUCUGCUGUACAUUUUUGGCUGUACACUAAAAAUGUGCAGAAGGAGUAAACCAUUAAGUAUAUUUGUUACAGUCCAACUAAUAGUUUACAUUUAAAAUUAUUCUGCUUUUAUUACAAAGAAACCUUCUGGCUAAAUUUCCUUUUAAUCGAUUUGUGUUUAGUGUUUUUCUUUUCAGUUUAGUUCAACAAACUCCAUCUUGCUGUUACAUAUUUUUCUAGGUUAUAAGUACAGCUUUUUCAGGAUAGAACUUAAUAGCGCAACAGCCUGUGAAAAGUAAAUCCAGUUUGACAGGUUUGGCGGUGCUUCAAAACAAUUAUUUUAACUUCAUUGAAUUGAAAUUAAAGAUCACUUGAACUGGAGCAAAUGUUCAAUGCUGAUAGCAGUGUUGAAAUUUUAAAGUCUUCACAAUGCUGAAACUACUAUUGACUGUGCAAUACCUUGUUUUCUUACAUUGUAAGUAGUGGCAAAGCUUGGAAGUAAAAGUUGUAAAAAAAAAAGUAUAUUGUUAAAGUUGAAAUAAAUGAGUUGCAGCUACAA
Messenger RNA from Rhincodon typus (whale shark), 2032 nucleotides. Its product is annotated as NFU1 iron-sulfur cluster scaffold homolog, mitochondrial-like. The coding region runs from base 38 to 553 and encodes 171 amino acids. The transcript has 5 exons. The record is from RefSeq and is a predicted model, not a curated record. Gene Ontology annotation, cellular component: mitochondrion. Gene Ontology annotation, molecular function: iron ion binding; iron-sulfur cluster binding. Lineage: Eukaryota; Metazoa; Chordata; Chondrichthyes; Orectolobiformes; Rhincodontidae. Gene Ontology annotation, biological process: iron-sulfur cluster assembly.